AGCCGGCCGUUAGCUGAGAUUUGUUUUUACCGUAAACUUUAAUUCUUGACUGCUAACGGUACACACGUUAUGUUUAAUUUGAUUCAUGGUAACGUUGUUUUCAGAUGUUAUACACUAAUGCCGUGCUUUAUUGUUGGAUCUUUUAGAUUAAUAAACUGCGCACAAUUGAAUAAAAUCGGAAAUCCAGUUCGGUAGCUAUCGACCGAGCUUAAGCUAAGGUUCACUAGCGUUAGCCUAUCGAGUACAUCCGUCUGCGUGAGGUCAAAGGUCAACAACAAACAUGUCAGCGAGCAGUUUGUCAUCGUUACAUAUUUCAUCUGCCUUCAGGUAGAGAACAUCUCGUCAUCAGUCAGUAGGAGUCACGCAAUAACAAUAACGUUAGUGCAGUUGAGUAGCUGCUCCGUAAUGGCUUCUUCAGUGAGUCCGUCAUUACGGUCACCUGUCAGACUGAGUGUGUACCUGUGCUCGAGGACAAGCAGGACGCUCUCUGCAAACGGUCGUUUGGGUCAAAGGAGGUCGUGUCCACGACCAGGUGAAGGUGCAGCGCUGUGCAGACAAACCGUCUCUCCCCAGUGGAACGGGACCCGAGAGUUCUUCUCCCGUGGCGGCGGCGGCGGCGGCUCAGCCGAGGGUCAGAAGACCCUGGCCGACAUCGCAGAGGGCAUCAGAGAGCGGCGGUACGCGAAGGUGGUGGUGAUGGCCGGAGCCGGGAUCAGCACGGCGAGCGGCAUCCCGGAUUUCAGGUCUCCAGGCAGCGGUCUCUAUGACAACCUGCAGCAGUACGACCUGCCCUACGCGGAGGCCAUAUUCGAGCUCCGCUUCUUCCACCAUAACCCCAGACCCUUCUUCGCCCUGGCCAAAGAGCUCUACCCGGGGAACUACCGGCCCAAUGUGACCCAUUAUUUUGUGCGGCUGCUGCACGAGAAGAGUCAGCUCCUCCGGAUGUACACGCAGAACAUCGACGGGCUGGAAAGACUGGCGGGGAUUCCUCCUGAGAUGUUGGUGGAGGCUCACGGAACGUUCGCCACGGCAACCUGCACCGUCUGUCUGAGGGAACACCAGGGGGAGGAGCUCCGAGCGGACGUGAUGAGCGGGACGGUCCCACAGUGUCCCACCUGUAGAGGCGUGGUGAAGCCCGACAUCGUGUUCUUCGGGGAGGAGCUUCCACGUCACUUCUUCAAGUACCUCACGGACUUCCCGCGGGCCGACCUGCUGGUCGUCAUGGGAACGUCGUUGGAGGUGGAGCCGUUCGCCAGUCUGGCCGGAGCGGUGGGCGGCUCCGUUCCCCGUCUGCUCAUCAACCGGGACCCGGUGGGUCCGUUCGCCGGGCGCCACCGCGCCCGCGACGUGGUGCGACUGGGCGACGUGGUCGAAGGCGUGCGAGCCCUGGUCGACGCCCUCGGCUGGACCCGCGAGCUGGACGCUCUGAUGGCCGCCGCUGCUCUGAAAGUGUGUGUGUGUGUGUGUGUUGUGGUUACAGCUCUUCCACGUGAGAGUUCCCAUGAGCCUCUUGGCUUAGUGAAAACCAAACACGAGGCGAGCAGCCGAGCUGAUGAGGUCACUCGUGGUGUUUUGUGCUUUUAUCCGCAGGCUGCAACAAAGACGGAAGAGUGACGAUUUCCAGCAACCAAACCGGAGGUUUGAUCUCAUUCAGUCAGGCUGACGAAAAAACCGCCUGAAUGUCGACUGUAAAGGGUGAAGACGUGGAUCUCUGUUGAAUUACAGGAAACUCACAGACGGCUAAUAAGAAACUUAGAUUUAUUCUCUUCUCAUAUCAGCAGCAUGCAGGUGAGUGAUGACGUAACAGUAAGACAGAUGUGCAGUAUUACAUUUGAUUGUUUUCACCUGUGAGUCAAACAGCCUCCGCGACAACGUUCGUUUGUAUGGAGUCAAUUUUUAUGUCUUCAUUUGAAUUAUUAUGAAGAAGGGCGAUGUGCUGGUUAAAUACUGUAGAAGUAUUGAAAUGUCAACCCGGGUUUAAAUACAUACGGGAACCAUAUUCAGAACCUUUGCCUCUUUAAUGAGCCGCCAUGAUCAAAACUAUCUAAUAAACAGUUUGAAACAUAAGCCGUCUGAAAUGCGUCCAUAUAUAUUUGUGUUGCCAGUGAGUGACAUCAGCUGACAGGAAGUAAACAUAAACCCUCGCUGUUGCCUGGCAACGUAAUUCAGUUAAAAUGCACCAAAAGAUGAACACAGGAUGUGUAUUUAGACUGACAAUUAAUCGUUUUUGAACGUUCUAGGAUGAAAACAUGUUGUAUUAGAAAGUGUGAAGCUGAACAAUUUAUGUUUAAUAAAUUUAAAUAUUUACGGUGGGGAAAUGAAGGAGAA
Gasterosteus aculeatus aculeatus (three-spined stickleback) is the source of this 2328-nucleotide messenger RNA. The record is from RefSeq and is a predicted model, not a curated record. NCBI's taxonomy places the organism in Eukaryota, Metazoa, Chordata, Actinopteri, Perciformes, Gasterosteidae.